UUAUUUUCAGGUGAAGCAGUGCAAGUUAAAGUUGGCAUUCAUAUUGUGUAUAUUGGAAAUUUUAGAGAGUCAGAUAUGGUAAGAUCAAAUCAUGGGUAGCUCAGUCUGUAUUUUCUGAACAACGAGAUACUUCAACUUUUAUGACGAGCGCCUUUUAUUCCACUUUUACAGCCCUGUUAAAGGCAUGGUCAUGUCCUGUAGUUUUAACUUAUUUAUUUUUCGGUUGACCUGUAAGGAAUACACAAUGGAGAUGUAUUUUCGGCAAUAUUGGAAAGACGCAAGAUUAGCUUUCCCUAAACUGAAUGGGCCUGUGACUUUCAGUGGUGAACUCCCUGAUGUCUUAUGGCAGCCAGACACGUACUUUGAAAAUGGCUUCGACGGUAGACUACACCAUUUAACAGUUUUGAAUAAGUUCCUGCGUCUUCAUCCUGACGGAAGUGUGAUGGUGAGCACCAGGUAUGGAAAACUGAUCUGAUGUUAACUGUUAGUGGAGGACGACAGGAAGUUCCGUUUUUACGGUUUCUUUAAGUAAUCUCGUAGGUUGGCUCAACUGCAAUGAAAUCUUUGUUUUUUCAACUUUUUAUUUAUCUCCUUAUUAACUUGUAAACAAAAAAACAGUCAGAAAAAAACAUAAAGAAAAGCAGAACAAAACAACACAGGACGGUACCAAAGAAAAGGAAAGAAAAAAUGAUCAUGAUCAAAAUAGUAUACUUUUUGUUUUGUUAGGUUAACCUUGACCUGUUCUUGUGAGAUGGACUUCAGGAGAUUCCCAAUGGAUACACAGAUUUGUGACCUUCAUUUCGCUAGUUGUUAGUUAUUAACUUACAGUAAAGGUGUAAUGAUCACCAUUUUUAAAUUUCGCUCACUUUUAAGACUAGACGUCUGAUGAGGAUUUAAGACAUUUUUAAGUGUACUGUUGUAUGUAAGACAUAUACUGGUAAUACUUAAAGUACUGAUUUCAAAUUUUAUUUUGGUUUUUAGAUGGUUUCACAACACGGGAUUUGAUCUACAGCUGGAAUGAUGAAUUUGUUUCAUAUGGAAAUGCUAAAGAAAACGCACAAUUUUCCCUCAAAACAUUUCGCUAUCUUAAUGGAACAAGAACUUACGCCACAGGUGAAGCAUCACUUUAGAUUAUAACAUUGAGCAUAUAACAACACACCUCAAUAUCAUCAUUUAUGGAAGGAUGUUGGCUCCACAUAAAAUUGACCGUCACAAAGAAAAAAACUGACGUAAGAAUGGUGAUUUUUUGUAACAAACACAUGGGUUAAAGGUGUAAUCAUCACCAUUUUUAAAUUUCGCUCACUUUUAAGACUACACGUCUGAUGAGGAUUUAAGAUCAUAAUGGUGAUUUUUUUAAAUUAUUCUUUUCCUUCCGUUUCUUAGAAGUAUAUCCUUUUACAUUCCAGGUCACUUUUCGUACCUUGGUGUUCGCUUCAUUUUCGUUCGACGCUUAAGCUUUUUUUUGGCAAAAAUAUACGUUCCCGCAAUGCUGGUUGUUUUCGUUUCCUGGCUUUCUUUUUUCGUUGACAAGAACUCUGUUCCCGCUCGGGUAUCCCUUGGAAUUACAACAGUUCUCACGAUGACUACGCUUAUAAUGGGUCUGGGGCAAGACUCCUUACCAGUAGUGUCAUAUAUGAGGGCGCUAGACUGGUACCUAAUUGUGUGUUACUUGUUGGUUUUUGGUUCAUUCGCCGAAUAUGCUGUCGUCAACUACACAAGCAAGUUUCAUUUAAGGCGAAGGAAUGUAGGUGUCAAAUGUAAAACUGUGAUAAUAUAG
This is a messenger RNA of Pocillopora meandrina, 1777 nucleotides long. Lineage: Eukaryota; Metazoa; Cnidaria; Anthozoa; Scleractinia; Pocilloporidae. The record is from the annotation of a GenBank genome assembly.